ACAGUUUCCCUCAUCAAUUCCUUCUUCUUCACACUUUCACCAUGGCUGUAAAUUACGCUAUUACCCUUCCCACCACCCUCCUCCUCUGCUUCUUUGCCGCCGGGCUCCACACGUCAUCCGCCCGUCUGGUUCAGGAGCCGCCCCUCGUGUUGAAUUACCAUAACGGCGUCCUUCUCAAGGGCACCGUUACCGUUAAUCUCAUCUGGUACGGGAAGUUUUCCCCAGCGCAACAGUCUACAAUCGUCGAUUUCCUCACGUCCUUGAAUUCGUGGAAGUCCAAUUCGCCUUCCGUCGCGUCUUGGUGGAAGAUCACGGGCAAAUACGGCGGCGGCGGCUCUUCAAAUAUUGCCGUCGGGAAACAAAUCUUCGACGAAAAUUGCUCGCAGGGAAAGUCAAUUAAAAACGACCAGCUUCCUUACAUAGCUUCCUGGGGCGGGAACUCGACCGGAACCGUUAACCUUGUCCUGACGGCGACGGACGUUUACGUCGACGGUUUCUGUUCGAACAGGUGCGGGACCCACGGGUCGUCUGGCGGGAAAUCUCUGGCGGUCUAUGCAUGGGUGGGCAACUCGGGGACUCAGUGCCCUGGUUAUUGCGCCUGGCCGUUCCAUCAGCCGGUUUACGGGCCACAAUCGCCGCCGCUCAUUCCACCUAACGGAGACGUUGGAGUUGACGGAAUGAUCAUCAACGUAGCCACCGUUUUGGCCGGAGCUGUGACGAAUCCGUACAAAAACGGCUAUUUCGAGGGGGUCGCCACGUUGCCGCUGGAGGCGGUGUCCGCCUGCACGGGGAUAUUCGGGUCGGGCGCAUACCCGGGUUACCCGGGGCAGGUGUUGGUGGAUAAAUCCACGGGCGCGAGCUUCAAUGCGUAUGGAGUGAACGGGAGAAAGUUCCUGAUACCGGCGAUGUGGGACCCCAAAAGUUCUACCUGCUCGCCCCCAGUAUGAUUUCACCCGGUUAGGAGUGUGGGGUCAGGUCGCUCGGGAAUUUACCACAGUAAAAAAUCUUUCAUUAGUGAUGAAAUGCAGAAAAAACACGCAAAUUCCAAACGCUUGAUUAGUUAAUUUGUCUGUUAAUGAUCUAUUUUUUUUUCUUUUUUAUGAUUUACCUAACGUGAUCCGGAUCCUCUUGUUGCCUGAACAAUGUAAUGAAUAGAAUAUACAGUACGAAUUAUUAAAUAUAUUGUACGUAUAUCAAUAUUUAAAAUAGAAAUAAAUAUCUCUUUCAAUGAGAGUGAAGUUGGUUUCCAC
Molecule: messenger RNA, 1250 nt
Organism: Cuscuta europaea
Lineage: Eukaryota; Viridiplantae; Streptophyta; Magnoliopsida; Solanales; Convolvulaceae
Source: the annotation of a GenBank genome assembly